AUGUCGUUCGCGGAGGAAUUGAGAAAAAGAGGCAUCAAAGAAGCUUCGGACAUAAAAAGCGACGACGAGAACGGAGAAGGAACGAGCAGCAGCAGCAGUAGCAAUCCGUUUGCAAACGUAGCGAAAGCGGUGAAAUCUCCGUUUGGAUCGUCGGACUCGGCGGCGGCGCCAAAACCUCCACCGAGGUUCGCGCAGCCGCGCGGGGACGGCGACGGCGGGGCGAACAAAGAAGAAGACGACCAGUUGAAAAAAUCGAGACUACUAAACAGCGAAGGUUUAGAGGGAUUUCCGACGCGCGCGGGCGAACUUUUGAAACUCGCCGUGACGUCCACGGCUUCGUUUGCGCCUUUAAUAGCGGUUAUUUCGGUCAUAACCAUCGGCACGUGGUCCAUCUUCGGCGCGGACUUUAUUCACGGCGGCGUGAGCAGAGAUUUUGGAGGCGGAGUCCCCAAGUACGUAGCGCCAGAAACUCUCUUAGCUGAACCUACGGUCGAUGUAAUGGUGCCGUUGAGAGCACCAAACGUGGUCGCCGCUGAGUAUUAG
This is a messenger RNA of Bathycoccus prasinos, 543 nucleotides long. RefSeq lists its product with no specific name. The record is from RefSeq and is a predicted model, not a curated record. The coding region runs from base 1 to 543 and encodes 180 amino acids. The transcript has a single exon. Lineage: Eukaryota; Viridiplantae; Chlorophyta; Mamiellophyceae; Mamiellales; Bathycoccaceae.